Molecule: messenger RNA, 9986 nt
Organism: Cottoperca gobio
Lineage: Eukaryota; Metazoa; Chordata; Actinopteri; Perciformes; Bovichtidae
Gene: ncor1
Product: nuclear receptor corepressor 1
Exons: 46
Coding region: 220-7686 (2488 amino acids)
Biological process (GO): negative regulation of transcription by RNA polymerase II
Cellular component (GO): chromatin
Molecular function (GO): nuclear thyroid hormone receptor binding; transcription corepressor activity
Source: RefSeq, a predicted model, not a curated record
CGACCGACAAAUGCGGCGCAGCCUUCAGUCUGCCCAGUCGUCCACAGCUCACAACCCGCGGAUUUACAAUCAACAAUUGACACAAAUUUCUGCCCAGGGAUACCUUUCUUCCCCAUCGGUAUUUUUACUAAAUAUGAGGUGGUUUGUGUCUCCAAACAUGGUCUAGCUAAAAUCUCUGAAGCAGCAGCAGCAGCAGCAGCCCGCUAGCACUGAGCCAGGAUGUCCAGCAGCUCGGGCUACCCCGCCAGCCAGAGGAGCUUCAGCAGCGAGCAGGGCCGGUACCCAGCACAUUCUGUCCAGUACUCCUUCACCGGCUCGCGCCACCAACAGGAUUUCUCCAUCCCAGACUAUCGGACUCACAUGCAAGAUCCACAGGGUCGGCGAAGACCGUCUUUACUUUCUGAAUUCCACCCUGGAACUGAAAGGCCACCAGAGAGACGCCAUGGUUACGAACAGCAGUUUCACUCAGCCCAGUCUGAGCAUGAGGCCAUGGAUGCUAAACGCCCUCGCAUGGAGACUGUUUCUGAGGGCCACAUCAGCCGCACACCUCUCACUGCUGGGGGUAUUCUCAUGCCCAUAAGCCAUACAGUACAGGACAGUCUUAGAGCCUCUGCGGAUGUCAAAAAGGAGUCUCAGUUCACUCUCAAAGUGGAUUCCCCGUCCCAUGGAGGACAUGCACAUCACAUGAGUGAUGACCAGGACGCUUCUCCUUCCAAACUAUCCAAGGAGGAGCUGAUCCAGAGUAUGGACCGUGUGGACCGAGAGAUUGCUAAAGUAGAGCAGCAGAUUUUCAAGCUGAAGAAAAAGCAGCAACAACUGGAGGAGGAAGCAGCGAAGCCAAUGGAGCCAGAAAAGCCAGUCACCCCUCCCCCAGUGGAGCACAAGCAUCGCAGCAUAGUCCAGAUCAUCUAUGAUGAGAACCGGAAAAAAGCUGAGGAGGCGCAUAAAGUAUUUGAAGGUCUUGGCCCUAAGGUUGAGCUGCCCCUCUACAAUCAGCCAUCAGACACAAAGGUGUACCAUGACAACAUCAAGACCAACCAAGUCAUGAGGAAGAAGCUGAUUUUGUUCUUCAAGAGGAGGAACCACGCUCGUAAACAAAGGGAACAGAAUAUCUGCCAGCGCUACGACCAGCUGAUGGAAGCGUGGGAGAAAAAGGUGGAGCGAAUGGAGAACAACCCCAGACGCAAAGCUAAGGACAGCAGAACACGGGAGUACUACGAAAGGCAAUUCCCUGAGAUCCGCAAGCAGAGAGAGCAGCAGGAGCGCUUCCAGAGGGUUGGACAAAGAGGAACAGGCCUUUCAGCAACAAUCGCAAGAAGCGAGCAUGAGAUUUCUGAAAUCAUAGAUGGCCUUUCUGAGCAGGAGAACAACGAGAAACAGAUGAGACAACUGUCGGUGAUCCCUCCCAUGAUGUACGACUCCGAGCAGAGGCGAGUGAAGUUCAUCAACAUGAACGGCCUGAUGGAUGACCCGAUGAAGGUGUACAAAGCCCGGCAGUUCAUGAAUGUUUGGACUGAACAUGAAAAGGAGAUCUUUAAGGAGAAGUUUGUUCAACACCCCAAGAACUUUGGCCUGAUUGCCUCCUAUUUGGAGAGAAAGUGUGUUGCUGACUGUGUCCUUUACUACUACUUGACCAAGAAGAACCACAACUACAAGACGCUGGUGAGGCGGAACUAUGGAAGACGGAGAGGAAGGAACCAGCAAAUAACACGUCCCUCACAAGAAGAAAAAUCUGACGAGAAAAACGAAGAGGAAAAAUCUGAGAAAUCCGAGAAAAAAGAGGACGAGGAAAAGAAGGACGAGGAAGAGAAAGAUGAAAAGGAGGAUUCUAGGGACAUUGGCAAGGACAAAGACAAGUGUGACGGUGGGGAGGACGAGGACGGAAAGGAGCAAAACACGCCGCGUGGCAGGAAGACUGCCAACAGCCAGGGCCGCCGUAAGGGAAGGAUCACCACACGCUCAAUGGCCAAUGAGGCUGCAUCUGUGGCGGCUGAGGAGGCACCUCCCCCUUCCUCUGAGCCUGCCUUGCCAGAUCCUCCACAGCUCCCUAAGUCUGAUCCAAUGCAGAAGUCAAUGAAGGAGCCUGCAAAACCCCAGACUCCAUUAGCUUCCAUGGAUGUUAAUAAAGCUGGUGCUGGUGAAACUGGAGAAACUUCUCGCUGGACCGAGGAGGAGAUGGAGGUCGCCAAAAAAGGGCUAGUUGAGCACGGGCGAAACUGGACAGCCAUUGCCAAAAUGGUGGGCACCAAAAGCGAGGCACAGUGCAAGAACUUCUAUUUCAAUUACAAGAGACGUCACAACCUGGACAACCUGCUUCAGCAGCAUAAGCAGGAUACACGGCGAGCUCGUGCCGAUAGGUCUCAAAGUGAAGGUCUCGCCAUGGCGUCACCUGAUGAUGACGAUGACGAUGACAACCCAGAUGACAGUGAAGGCGGUGACAACAGCUCUGAUACAGAGAGUGCUCCCUCCCCCUCUCAGUCUGGAGACUCAAAGAGGGCAGACAGCGCUGCAGGAGAUGCUCACUGCUCUGAUCAGGACAAAGGUCAGGCCAGUAAUGGAAAGGCCCUGGAGCCUUUAUACGGAGGACUCUGUGUAAAGGAAGAGAAAAGCCCAGAGAGUGAGACUGGAUCCCAGGAGGAGAAGGCCAGGAUGGCUUCCUAUGCAGGCUCGGUGCAUCCCAAAACCGAACCUCAGGAUGUGGACAUGAACACUGGAGAGAUUCAGGUCAAGAUGGAGCCUGAGAUGAAGGAGAGAGGAGAAAAAGAAGAUCAUGGCGAGAGGAAUAGGGAGCUCCACUCAGAUAAUGACUCCAGCGCCACCUGCAGUGCUGAUGAGGAUGUGGAAGCAGAGCCUGAAAGACAGAGAAUGUUCACCAUGGAAAAGCCUUCAUUGCUCAACCCUCCGGGCACUGUGCUGGUGUCUUCACCCAAGCAAGUCCAACUCAACAUCCAGCAGAUGCAAGAGCGGGCAGCUGCCAUCCCACCUAUGGUGCCUGGCCCUUUUGGCCCCAGUGGUGUACCCAUCAGUGGCUUUGCAAUGUUGCAACACCAGAUCAAAGCAGUGCACGAUUCAGCGCACCAAGAGGAGAAGCAGAGGCAGGAUCACGCAGACCUGGAGCGCAGACCGCCCUUCAUCACCCGCAGCCCCACCGUUAUAGACAGAGAUGGUAAGCCCUUACCCUACAUGCCUUAUGACAUGAAGCUGGCUCUGGACCAGGAGAUGCACUCCGGUCGGCCAGGCUCUCCCUACAGACUCUCCCCCAGGGAGCUGAGCAGGGCCUCACCCCAGCCUGACCCCAACGCCCCCAAUACCUCGCGCUACAGUGUGCCACCAGUCCUCCACCCGGCCCAAAACCAGCUGGUCCAGAGUAUGGCAGAUGGAGUCCGCGUGACGUUCAGCAGACCCAGUCGACCUCCCAACAUUCCCUCUCCUCCUCCACUCAUUCCAACCACCAAGCCUACGGACAAGCCCUCCUUCAUCCAAGGAGGCUCUAUCUCCCAGGGAACUCCUGGCACAUACCUACCGUCCCAUGCUGUCUAUGGGCCGGAGGGAACUAAGAGCACAGUGGGCUCCAUCUCUCUGGGUCUGCCUCGGCAGCAGGAUCCUAACAAGCCUGGAGCUGCAGUUUCAUCCAUACAGGACUGCAGAGGCAACCCAGCAAAGAUGGGUGAGGGUCUGACUAUGAGAGGAUCAAUCACUCAGGGCACACCAGCUCUGCCACAGUCCAUCAUCGCUGCUGACCUCCUGAAGGGCACAAUCACAAAGUUGGCCACAGAGGACCUGAGCAGCCCAGACAAUGCCAGGGGAGAACAGCUGUCUAAAGGUCAUGUGAUCUAUGAAGGCAAGAGUGGUCACAUCCUCUCUUAUGAUGCUAUCAAGAACCCCAGAGAAAACACCCGCAGUCCCAGAACUGGCCAUGAGCUGAAACGCACUUAUGACAUGAUGGAGGGACCGGGGCAGGGCAGGGGACAUCCUGGCAGGGAAGGAGCUCCAUUCGAGGGGUUGAUUAGCAGAGCCUUGCCCAGAGAAGGUCUACAUGGAGAUUCUAAGGAAAGACCAUUGAUGACAGGAUCCAUCAUGCAAGGAACACCUAGAACCGCAGCAGAGACUUAUGAAGAUGCCAUGAAAUAUGGAAAACAGAUAAAGCGAGAGAGCCCACCUAUCCGCUCCUUCGAAGGAGGUAUUAUCAAGGGCAAGCCCUAUGAGGGAGUCAAUACUAUCAAAGAGAUGGGACGCUCCAUUCACGAAAUCCCCAGACAAGAUCAGUCUGGCCAGGACAUCUGCAAGACCCCCGACCUGUCAGACAGGAGGGGGAUGGAGGGCUCCAUGUCUCAGAUUCACCCUCACAACCAGUCUACCAUCAAGCACAACGUCAAGUCCCUAAUCACCAGUCCCAAUAAGCUUCCCCACAGCAUGCCCCAGCUCGAAGCCAUGGAGCGAGUCAAGUAUGAGGAGAGCAAGGCAGUACGCCACACAUCUGUGGUCAACUCUACCUCUGUGCUGCGCUCCACACACCAGGAGGCUAUCAAAUCCCAGCUUAGCCCAAGCAUGUACGAGGACCCCAACGCUCGAAGGACACCUGUGAACUACAGCACCAAUCCUGUAUCCAGAGGGUCACCCAUGAUGGGACGGACACCAGAGGGUGUUAUGAGCUGUGCAAAAUCUGCUGCACACGAGAGAAAGAGUACCCUGACCCCGACACAGAGGGACAGCGUCCCAGCCAAGUCCCCGGUGUUGGGCGGUGAGCCUGUAGCCUCUCACAGCCCCUUCGACCCCCAUCACCGGCCCGUAGUUCCUGGUGAAGUGUACCGAGCCCACCUGCCUCCACAUCUCGACCCUACCCUGGCCUUCCACAGAGUGCUGGAUCCUGCGUUCAUGUUCCCCAGGCAGCCAUCUCCAACUGGCUACCACAACACCUACCAGCUGUACACCAUGGAGAACACACGGCAGACGAUCCUCAACGAUUAUAUCACCUCCCAGCAGAUGCAAGUUAUCCGACCUGACAUGGCCCGAGUGUUGUCACCGCGGGAACAGCCCGUUGCUAUCCCUUACCCCGCCGGAGCCCGAGGGAUUAUUGAUCUAGCCCAGAUGCCUCCAACUAUCCUGUUGCCUCACCCUGGGGGAACAGGUACUCCCACUUUGGAACGCAUCGCCUACCUCCCCGGAGCUCAGCCCCCUUUCCCUCCUAGGGCUUUCAACCCAACCUCCAUAUCGCCAGGCCACCAAGCCCACCUUGCCGCUGCAGCAGCUGCCAGUGCGGAGAGGGAACGGGAGAGGGAGCGUGACCGGGAGCAGCAGGAGAAGGAGAGAGAAAAGGAAAGGGAGCAGCGAGAGAGGGAGAGGGAGAGGGAGAGGGAACGAGAACGGGAAAUGCGAGAACGAGAGCGGGAGAGAACUAAUGAAUAUAUCCGCGGAGGUGGACCAGAGCAGCCAGGCCAAGCAGGGAGCCGAGGUUAUCUGCACUCCCCUUCUCCCUCGCUCAAGAUGCAGGAAGUAGUGGUUCAGCAGCGGCCUAGCAUCUUCCAGGGCAAGAGUGUCAUCACCUCUCUAAUGCCCCAUUCAGCAGCAGCAACAGCAGCAGCACAGAGCAGCUCUCGCUACAGUACUGCAGCUGAUGCUCUGGCUGCUCUGGUGGACGCGGCAGCCUCUGCCCCACAGAUGGAUGUGGCCAAGGUGAAAGAGAGAAAACAUGACCGGGAUGACGAAAUGUCUUCAUCGUCUGCAGUUCGGCGAGCAGCAAGCCUAUCCGAACAGCAGCAGCUUCAGCAGCAGCAUCAGCAACAACAACAUCAGCAGCAGCAGCAGCAGCAGCAGCAGCAGCAGCAGCAGCAGCAGCAGCAGCAGCAGCAUCAGCAGCAGCUUCAGCAACAGCAGCAGCAGCAACAGCAGCAGCAGCAGCAACAACAGCAGCAGCAACAGCAGCAGCAGCAGCAGCAGCAGCAGCAGCAGCAGCAGCACGAGGCAGAAAGGCGGUCCAUGCAGUCACCAUAUGGCUCUAUAUCUCUGCCAGGGGGUAAGCCCCAUUCUGCUUACUCUGAGGGCCCUGGAGGAAAGGAUAAGGGCCCUCAAACCUCAAAGUCCCGCAUUGAAGAGGAGCUUCGGACUCGUGGAAAGACGACUAUCACAGCUGCUAACUUCAUCGAUGUCAUCAUCACGCGGCAGAUAGCCUCAGACAAAGACUCAAGAGAGCGAGGCUCUCAGAGCUCUGACUCCUCCAGCAGCUUGUCAUCCAGUCGAUACGACAACACCGGUGGAGGAGCCAUUGAGGUGAUUAGUCCUGCUAGUUCCCCAGUCCAACCCCAACAAGACAAACCAGAGGAAGUGCAACAACAGGCAACAGCUGGCAUGCGUGCCUACGACAUGAGUCGUUACCGUCAAUCGGUGGAGCCCCCACAGCCCAGUCCCCAGCAGCCCCCCUCCUCCCAGGUGGACAGCUACUCCCAGGUUCCCAAGACUCACCAGUUCAUGACCUUGGCAGAACACAUUUCGCAUAUCAUAACCCAGGACUUCGCCCGGAAUCAGGACCCUCCUCCUGUCUCUUCCUCAGCUUCCACAACAUUCCAGAGCUCUGUGCCAUCCAUGUCCUCUUCAGGGCGAGCUAAGGUGCCCAGCCGCUACAGUCCUGAGAAUCAAGCCCAGGCCACACACCACCAGAGACCCUCCAGCAGAGUUUCCCCAGAGAAUGCCCCUGACAAGCCCAGAGCUAGGCCUGGUAAAUCUCCAGAGCGUGGUGGCAGGCAGUCGGAGAACUAUGAACCCAUCUCUCCACCACAGAGCUACCAAGGCAUGGACAAACAGGAAGUGGUCGUACAUCCGCCCCAGAGACGAGAGGCUGACAACUCCGACAUCAGGAAUGACUCGCGGUCCCCGGGGAAUGUCGGCUAUCUGCCUUCCUUCUUCACCAAGCUGGAGAACACCUCGCCAUUGGUGAAAUCCAAGAAGCAGGAGAUCUUUCGUAAGUUGAACUCCAACUCUGGUGCCGGUGAUUCUGAUAUUGGAAAUGCUCAACCAGGCACAGAGAUUUUCAACUUGCCUGCUGUUACCAGCUCCAGCAGCAUCAACGCCAGGAAUCACUCAUUUAGUGACCCAGCCAGUAACCUGGGCCUGGAGGACAUCAUCCGCAAAGCCUUGAUGGGCAACUUGGAGGAGAGACCAGAGGAGCACCAGGGAGGACUCAACAACACACCCGGCACGGGAAGCGACGUCCGCCAGGAGGCUAACCCGUCACCUAGUAUGGGAAAGCAGAAGCAGGGCAAAGCCAACAGCCGGAAAUCCAAGUCACCUAACCUGGGUCAGGCAUACGCUGGAGGGGAGCGUCCCUCUUCAGUGUCCUCCGUCCACUCCGAGGGAGAUUAUCACAGACAAGCCCAAGCUCAACCCCAGUGGAGCUGGGACGACCGACCCUCAUCUACAGGAUCCAUGCAGUUCCCUUACAACCCUCUGACCAUGCGCAUAUUGAGCAGCACACCACCCACCUCCAUAGCUUCCCCCGCCAUACAGAGCCAGCAGCAGCAGCAGCAGCAGCAGCAACAGCAGCAGCAACAGCAGCAACAGCAGCAACAGCUGCAGCAACAACUGCAGCAACAGCAGCAACCGCCUCCAGCUGGAGCUCCGGUGGCCCAGCAGCGUGUGUGGCAGUCUCUGCUGUCAGAGCAAUACGAGACCCUGUCUGACAGUGACGACUGAGCCCUGCUCGCUACAAGCCCCCAAUAACCAGAAGAGAGGCCUCCUGCGCUAAGGCUUGUCUUUUCACCCCCCUCUCCCAGAACUACCCUCGCUCACUGGCGAGUGUGACAAGGAGAUGGGGUGGUGUCCUUAUUAUUUUUGGUGCUAUGUCGCCCCCUUGCUGUUGGCAAAGAGUACAAGCAGCAGCCUGUGACAGGCAGGGCUCUCCAGAACGAGACUGGCUUUGGUCUGGAAGCACUCACCCAGCCUGUUGGUGAAAUAAACAAAACCCCGACUGAGGGAACACGUGAGCUAUAGUAAAGAUGAAGAACUUAAUAUGUAAAAAGAAACACCAUAAGAGACUAUUUCUGAAUUUCUUUUGGAUUUCUGUAAAGAUAUUCUUUGUCUUUAAGAAAAUCAUUGUAUGUACAUAGAGUAACCUUUUGCAGUGUUUUUCUUAACUUGAUUAUUUCUUAUUUUAAUGUCGCUUUUAAAUUGAUCCACUUUAAAUGGGAAGAGGAGGGGUGUAAUCUUUAGUAUCACAGUUGGUUCUCAUCCAGUCCACCCCCACCCCCACGUGACCUGACACCCACUCUAAUAUUUUUACCAUAGCAACGCUGCGAGAGCCCCGGACCUUUGGUUUGUACUUGACCCCGAGUGGAGCACAGAGAUUGUGCCGCCCCUGCGCGCCAUCCACCGAGCACCACCAGAGCCUGAACAUCGUGGACAUUCGAGGAUGAAACAAAACACAGACUAACAAUUUAAACAGCAAUGAUUUUCGAUGCCUGUCUUCGCACCAUAGUGGAGAUGAUGCAUGGAUUGUAACUAUCAGACGGUAGCGAUAACUUCUCACCCCAUUCUAGACAGAGAAAUGUCUUCAAAAACAAGUUGAGAACACUGGUGUCAUAGCAGAAAGGUGAAAAGUCUGAUAUAAGCUUAAUUUUGCCGGAAAAAGAUAUGACUACUCCUGCACUCGGUCUGAGUAAUAAAAGUGAGCCAAUGCUUUUUUCAAUAGAGCUGACCAUAGUGUGUCACAUGUAGCUGUCUCUCUCUGCAGUUUCCAACCUGUCCAGAAUGAUCUGCUCUGCAAUGUUGUCAUGGUAAAAAAUAGUAUGUCAGGUUUUGCCAUGCCUUGUGACUUGAGAAAGAAGGCAGCUUUAACUAAUUUUCUCAGAGAUAUACUUUGAUGUUUGAUGUUUGUAUUUGUUUCUGUAGUCCCUCUUUUUUUUUUUUUUGAUACUGUCCUGACAAAAAUCUGAACUCUGUAAAUUGUCUUUCCAUUACACAAAAAGACAAAACUAACCAAACAUAAAGAAUGGUCUGCACCAUUGUUGCACUUUUUUGCUUUGUAGCUUUUGACAAAAAAAAAAAAGCAUACUACCUGCUGUGUAACUUAUUCAACCUCCAGCAUAGGAGUAUACUAAGAUGUGCGUUAACCUUUUCCCACUACUCACAGAAAUCUGGAUGUUUUGACUUCCUGUCUUUUCUUGUAGCUGGUACAUGAUUUUGUAGUGUUGACACAUCACAGUUACAGUUUUAAGUGUCUGGUACCGUUAAAUGUUUAGGAGUUUGCUGUCAUGGUGGUUCAAAAUCGUGGCCACUUAAUCUCUGCUUUCAUUGUGUCAAUCAAGAGGCAUAAAGCUUUGAAAAUGAAUUAUUAUACGUCAACUUCAUAAAUGGCAGUAACGUUCCUUUGCAAGUAUGUGAAAAACUACCAUAUUUUGGCUUUCAGCUUUCACUUUGCUCAGUUAACUAAUCCAUUCUGCUCUAAACUUGAUAUUUCCUUUCUUCCUUUCAUUUUGAUUUUUAAUUAAUUUGUCAUAGCACAUGUUCAGAUUUAUUUUCUUCUGUCAUUUUCAACAUCUUCGUUUAGGAUGGGAUGUUAUGUGUUUACAAAGGCAAUGAUACAAAAAAGUUUACAAACUUGAAUCUUAAAGAAAUCCGACAUGAAGCCGAAAAAGAAUUGGAGCAUCUUUUCAGCUCUCUAUCAAACACACAUUGGUGACUUCUUUUUGUCUUUUUGAAAUUGAGACUUGAAAACCUGUGUAUCCUAUGAUGUUGAAAUGCAAUGUUUGUAUCGCACAAUGUCUCUUAGUAGGCUAUUACAAGAGUUCAGACCAAUCAAAUAAAGUGGAUCAGUUCUCCACCACUGAAAAAUGUGUAGGUUUUUAAUUAGGUGUGCCAUCCUCUUAAGUGACUGCUACUUUAGUUUUUUGUAGAUUGUGCCAUUGUCAAUCAUAAGUGUCAUCGACUGAUGUGUACCAAAACUUUUCAGAAUCAUUUCAUUUAUGAAUUAUAAAAUGAAAACAUGGUUUCAGCAA